AUGGCCCAAUACCCUUCUCCGCUGACCGAACCAGAGAAUGAGCUGCCUAGUAGUCAGGCCAGUUCAACUCUCGAGGGCUACCCAAGAGUUUACAAGGAUCCUGUCCAUGAUUAUGUCGAACUGCCCGCAGGAUUGUCGUGUAUCGUAGACACUCCUCAAUUUCAACGGUUGCGGGAGCUGAAACAGCUUGGGUCCGCCUACUACGUAUUUCCAGGCGCAGCACACAAUCGAUUCGAGCACUGCUUAGGCGUGGCGCAUCUCGCCCGUAAAAUGAUAGAGGGGCUGAGAACUCGGCAGCCUGAGCUCGGCAUCGAUGAUAGAGACGUCAAGUGCGUGACAAUUGCGGGGCUGUGCCAUGACUUGGGACAUGGUCCUUUCUCUCACGUUUGGGACAACAAGUUCAUUCAUGCAGUUUCACCAGGCACGAACUGGACCCACGAAAUGGGCUCCGAGAUGAUGUUUGACGCGAUAUGCAAUGACUACGACGUGGACCUUACCACUGAUGAGCAAAAUUUCAUAAAAGACUUAAUUCGUGGACGGCCGAGCUUGAGUAGUGGAAGGGUGCCGCCAGAGAAACCGUUUUUGUUCGAGAUUGUUGCUAACAAUCGAAACGGGAUUGAUGUCGACAAGUUCGACUACAUCCAAAGAGAUACGCACGCAGUUGGGAAUAAAAUGAACGAUGUUACUUCCCGCCUUAUUCGCUCCGCUCGUGUUAUUGACAACGAAAUUUGCUAUGCUGACAAGGACUGGUACAUGGUUUCCCAGUUGUUCGAAUCACGCUUUGCCUUACACAAGAUGAUUUACAACCAUAAGUCUUGUAAAUCAAUCGAGCUGAUGAUAGUGGAUGCUCUUGUAUUGGCCGACCCGUUUAUGCAUUUAGCAGACAAAAUCCACAAUGCUGAAGAGUAUCUUCACCUCAAUGAUUCGGUUUUACUAGAAAUUGAACGUUCGCAAACUCCGGAACUAGAAAAAUCCCGACAAAUAAUAAGAAGAAUCCGUACUAGGCAGUUAUACAAACAAGUGGAUGUUUACAUGUUUGCGGUUGAACACCGUAGCACGUUGAAAUCGCUCACACCUGAAAGGACAGCGGAGGUUGCUAAGACCAUCGUGAUGCCAGAAGGAGAGGAUGCCGAACUAGCGGCUGAAGAUGUUGCUAUCGAUAUGACUCUACUACACCUAGGCAUGAAAGAUAAGCGACCUGUGGACUUGGUCAAAUUUUACGGAAAGCCAUCGAGUAGGGCGGCACCCGAGAACGCAUCACAUGUAUUCUCGCAAUCAUCUCAGGAGCUCUGUUUGAGAAUUUUUACGCGAAACCCAGAGAAAUUUGGAAUUGUCCAAACCGCUUGUCGAGAAGUUUUGAAACAGCUCUUUCCUCCCGAAUCUGAUCAAAUGGCCGAAACUCCAUCUACACCCAAAACAUCGUCUAUGAAAAUACUUGAAGGUGUUUCUGGUACAAUUUCAAGGAGCAGUCCUCAAAAAACCUCCCAUGCUCGCUCUGUCUCUACCCCAUUUGCCCACAAUCCAUUUACCACGGUGCCCCCCAACUAUCGAGAGUCUGGAAGCCCUCAGCUCCAAGGCACUCUGACUGGAAAGCGUUACCGAGGAUCUCAGCAAAACACUCCGGAUAUCCCAGACCCAAAGCGCAUCCGACCUCUACCCUUGACUAACCAAAGCUCCCCGACCCGUGGGCGCUAG
Messenger RNA from Rhizoctonia solani, 1695 nucleotides. Its product is annotated as HD domain-containing protein. Gene Ontology annotation, biological process: dGTP catabolic process. The record is from RefSeq and is a predicted model, not a curated record. Gene Ontology annotation, cellular component: nucleus. Bases 1 to 1695 code for a protein of 564 amino acids. Gene Ontology annotation, molecular function: dGTPase activity. Lineage: Eukaryota; Fungi; Basidiomycota; Agaricomycetes; Cantharellales; Ceratobasidiaceae. The transcript has 17 exons.